CAGGCUCUGAGCUGUCAGCACGGAGCCCGACGCGGGGCUCGAACCCACGAACCGCGAGAUCAUGGUAGGCCGAAGCGGGACGCUCAGGCGCCCCGGGAGUUUAAGACUUUAAAAAAUAAUGUUGGUACUUUUUUCUCUUAUAAAUGUAAAAUGUGUUCAGCGCAGGCAGUCUGGAGCAUCUUGAUCCACAGAUUCAGCUGAAAAUCUUCCAUGAUCUCAUCAGCAGGAGACAGUCACUGUUAGCAUUUUAGUAAAUUUCUUCUGGUCAGUAAAUGUAUGUCGAGUUUUGGUGCAUCUUAUUUGUAUUUCCUUUAAAAAGCAAGUUGGGAGUGUGCUACUCAAAGCCAUUACAGUCCAUCACACACAGGGUUCCUUAACGUGAGUUAUUUUGUUCCAUGCGGGGUUUUUCAGCUCGCCCCUGAGAAUUUUGUUUUCGUCCUCACUCUGCCCUGGUGGCAUUACCUCUGGGCAGUGGACCGUGUGGCGCCUCUACUGGACAUCUGAACAGAGACUCUGGGGGCCUUUGUCCACCUCUCCCUCCAGCGUAGUGGGAGGGGCGGCCGUGACUGCAGGUCUGAGGGGCACUGGAGGGACCCCAGUGGCCCCGAUUUGCCGCUUCCUAGGUGUGCCAUCCAUGUUGGGCAAGCUGCUGUGCCUUAUCACUUUCUGUAAUGGGUGCCGGAUGCGUUAAAAAAAAAAGGUGCUAUGAUGUUUAAAACGUCCGUCACAAGGUAAUUAAACUUUUUUUUUGUUCUCUACUUUUUCCCGAAAUUCCUCCAGAACUGGAGGCCACGUGGAACUGCGGGUUACGAGGCCGGCUGCACCUUCCUUCUGGAGAGAAACCUGAGAGCCGCGGCGGGAGAGGUGCUGUGACGCAGGGGCCGCCCAGGGACGCGCUGCCGCCCGGUUCAUUUGGGCCGAUCGUACAGACAUUAUUGUGGUUUAAAUUCCACUCCAUCUGGAAGUAGACUGUCGUAAUGGACGAGUCCACAGAUCCUCGUUACCCACAAUUGAGCCUCCUCAUGUGAUACGAGAAAGGAGCUCCUGGAGCCCCAAACUUGUCAGCGUGACAGCCCCAGCCACCGCCUCGCAGUGGAGCUCUGGGACAGACCUGGAAGAGGGUCAGGGUGGGGCAGAUCUCAGAUGUGCAGCUCCUCUGGCCUGGGCAGCAGAAGGUAACCAUGUUACAGGAGGCAUUCUCAUUUGAGGAUUUUUCUGUGGACUUCACCCAGAAGGAAUGGCAACUCCUGGACCACAGCCAGAAGGACUUAUACAAGGACGUCAUGCUGGAGAACUAUAGCAGCCUAGUUUCACUGGGGUAUGAAAUUAUGAAACCUGAUGUCAUCUUCAAGUUGGAGCAAGGAGAAGAGCCAUGGGUAGGAGAUGGAGAAGUUCCAAGUGUAGACUGUUCAGAACAUGUCUGGCAAGGAAAUGGUCACGUGGCAUGGUACCAGGAGGACCAGGAGAAGCUUAGAAAUCUGAAACAGGAUCACGAAUGUGAUGCAUUUGGAAAAAAACUCAAUCUGAGCAUGAACUUUGUUCCUUUAAGGAAAUCAAACAGUGAAGAUAAUGUAGACGGAUUAUUUUUAAAACAUCACUUAGAUUUACUUAUUCCAAAAGCAGAUUAUGGAAAAACAGAACCAGAUGGCUUAAGUGUAUUUGAUAAGUUGUUUCUCCAUACCAAGCCUGAGGACACGGAUACUUGGUUAAAAUACUAUGAAUAUGAUAAAUAUGACAAAGUUAGCUCUAAGAAAUCACAGAUUAUCAUAUUUCACCGAAAUCGCCUAGGGGAGAAACUCUAUGAAUGCAGUGAAUGUAGGAAACGCUUUAUUAAGAGAUCAAGUCUCAUUAAACAUCAGACCAGACACAUAAGAGAGAUAGCCUAUGGCUGUGGUAAGUGUGGCAAAACCUUUCCCCAGAAGUCACAGUUUGUUACACAUCACAGGACUCACACAGGAGAGAAACCUUACAAUUGUAGCCAGUGUGGGAAAGCCUUCUCCCAAAAGUCACAGCUCACAUCCCAUCAGAGGACACACACGGGAGAGAAACCAUAUGAGUGUGGUGAAUGUGGGAAAGCCUUCUCCCGGAAGUCCCAUCUUAUAUCACACUGGAGGACACACACAGGUGAGAAACCCUACGGGUGCAGCGAAUGCGGAAGGGCCUUUAGUGAGAAGUCAAAUCUUAUUAAUCAUCAGAGAAUUCAUACAGGAGAGAAACCUUUUGAAUGCAGAGAAUGUGGAAAAGCCUUCAGCAGGAAAUCACAACUCGUUACACAUCACAGGACUCACACAGGAACAAAACCCUAUGGGUGUAAUGAUUGUAGAAAAGCCUUCUUUGAGAAAUCAGAGCUCAUUAGACAUCAAACAAUUCAUACUGGAGAGAAGCCCUAUGAAUGCAGUGAAUGUCAGAAGGCAUUCAGAGAGAGGUCGAGUCUCAUUAACCAUCAGAGGACUCAUACAGGAGAGAAGCCUCAUGGGUGCAUUCAGUGUGGGAAAGCCUUCUCCCAGAAGUCACAUCUCAUAUCCCAUCAGAUGACACACACAGGAGAGAAACCCUUUGUAUGCAGUAAGUGUGGGAAAGCCUUUAGCAGGAAAUCUCAGCUUGUUAGACAUCAGAGAACUCACACAGGAGAAAAGCCCUAUGAAUGCAGUGAGUGUGGGAAGGCUUUCAGUGAAAAGUUAAGCCUUACUAAUCAUCAGAGAAUUCACACAGGAGAAAAGCCCUAUGUGUGUGGUGAGUGUGGGAAGGCCUUUUGUCAGAAGUCACACCUCAUAUCACAUCAGAGGACUCAUACAGGAGAGAAGCCCUAUGAAUGCACUGAAUGUGGGAAAGCUUUUGGUGAGAAGUCGAGUCUUGCAACUCACCAGAGAACUCAUACAGGAGAGAAACCAUAUGGGUGCAGGGAUUGUGAUAAAGCCUUCUCCCAGAAGUCACAGCUCAAUACUCACCAGAGAAUCCACACAGGAGAGAAACCCUAUGAAUGCAGUCUUUGCAGGAAAGCAUUCUUUGAGAGAUCGGAGCUAAUUAGACAUCAGAGAACUCAUACAGGAGAAAAACCUUAUGAAUGCAGCGAAUGUGGAAAAGCCUUCAGGGAGAAGUCAAGUCUCAUCAAUCAUCAGAGAAUACAUACAGGAGAGAAACCCUUUGAAUGCAGCGAAUGUGGAAAAGCCUUCUCUCGGAAAUCACAUCUCAUACCACAUCAGAGAACACACACUGGGGAGAAGCCCUAUGGAUGCAGCGAAUGUAGGAAGGCCUUCUCUCAGAAGUCACAGCUUGUUAAUCACCAGAGAAUUCAUACAGGAGAGAAACCUUACCAAUGCAAUGAAUGUGGGAAAGCCUUCUCCCAAAAAUCACAGCUCAUUAAUCAUCAGAGAACUCAUACAGUACAGAAAUCCUAGGAUUGGAGUUACUAUUAGUCUUUGACAGAGAUCUUACCUCUUUGUACUUCAGAAAAUGCAAUUAUGAUAAACCUUUCAAAUAAAUAGUCACAUCACAUUAUAGGUCUGAGUAGCCUUCUAGGAUAGGAACUCUUACAUGAGGUUAUAUAGGGAAAGCUUUCAGCCGAUUAACAUGCUUAUAUAAGAACUCAUAGAGUAGAAUGAGCCUAUGAGAUGCAGUGGGUUUUAGAAGCUUGGCAAACAUACACUAGGAAAUUAUUAGCAAAGACAAAUUCUGUGAACAUCGGAAAGCCUUGCAGAGGCCAUAUCUCAGAGCUGUUGGAAAUACUGUCCACUGGGGUAAACCCUAGUCCAGCAGAUGAAGAAAAAUCCGAUGAAUGCGGCAAGUGAGGUAAUAUUUUCAUCAGGAAAUCACAGCUCAUUGUGCAUUAAGAAAAUAUCCUCAGGAAUGAAGCUCUGUGAAGAUACUAAAUAUGGGACACUCUUCAGCAGGUAAUCCAACCAUAUUGUUUGGGGAGGGAAUUAUAUUGUGGGUAAAUCUAAUGAUUGAAUUAAAUGGGAAACAUGCCCCUAGAAGUAAGGCUGUAAAGGGAAGCCAUACAUUUUUUUAAAGACAUGAUUAUUAAAAAUACCCAAUGCUAAUGAUUGAGUCGUUCACUCUAAAGUAUGAAGUUUUAAAAACGUGAAUAAAUUGAAUCAUCAAAACAUCUAAAUAAGACAUUUCUCGGUAUUUAUGGUUUAUUUUCCUGUGUCACACUGUCUCUCAUAUUUUGGAAUCACAUGUGAUGAUGUAAUGGUGAGCAUGAAACACACAUACCUUGUAAUAGUGCCUCUGAUGUCAGGACAUAACCACAUGCCACUGGCUUUCCUGUUCUAGUGAUACUGUUAAAAUGGUGAUUGAUGUAACAUGUCUUAUUGCUAAAUAUGCAGCUUAAGUAAUAACACUGCAUUUUCCCCCCUUAUGGCUUGUUGGCAUAUAAAAGGGGUCUGUGGUUACUGAUGUUCUCUUCCAUUAUAAAAGCCAACAUAUAAAGUCUGCAAUCUGCGAAUCAGAAACAAUUUAUCUAAAAUCUGGUUAAUAACUAUUAAAAGACAGGAACACGAAACUGCAAUAGUGACUCAUGAUGCACUGAGUGAGCAAAAGAAAGGUGUUGGACUCUAUCACACAGCACUCAAGCUAAAUGGCAGUAGUGCUGUCCAAGUGUUGUUCGUAUCCAGUUUGGUCCCUUUGUGCAUCCAGUGUACAUACUUCAAGUGGUGUGUGUCAAGUACGGCGUAUAUUUAAGUUACUCUGAUGAAAUAUGCAGUAUGCUAUUAUGUUUUUGGUGUUUCAUAAAAUAUUUUGUGGAAAAACUAGGGAGAAAUUGAAGAGUCAUUGUUUCAGAAAAUGUAUAGAUUUUUUGUGCUGAUGUACUCAACGAAGCCUGUUGUACUCCCUGUACAUCUCUGUGGUGACUGGACAAGUGUUAGGAAAUAGGCCUUCCACUGCCUCAUCAUUUGAAGUGUCUCUGCUUUGCCUUUCUUCACCAGCUGUACCCUGCACACGGUAGCUCCCGUUGUGAACGUCUCAUUGUCAGGCUCACUUUUACAAUGCAUGAACCACCCCUUCGGUCAGGUAGAACUUGGCAGGAUCUUCAUAAUGGUCCUUGACAAAGUCUGCAGUAUUCUUUGUGUGAUGGCAAAAUUCAGAAAAGUCCUGACCUCGAUUCCAGACUUGGGAAAAUCAAGGCUUCUUUUAUGUACAGGUUGCUUUUUCAGCACCUUUGAGUCUCUCAGUAUUCUUUCCUAUAAUUAUCAACUUCAUAGCAUUGUUGAAAAAUUGGUACUUCAAUGGGAAUAGUUUUCUAAUUCACUGCCCCAGGAUGGUAAUUUUUAAAAUAUCUCAUUUCCCAAGUUUUUAUUCAUGCUCAAAUAUAUGAACUUCCUGCUUUUCUCCCUCAAACUUGAACGUGAUUUUAUCAAUGUCAUUUGUAGGAGAAUUGUUAUAGGGUGAUGUUUUACUUUGAAGAUUUUCUCAUUUUUAAAAUUUCAUCUAUCCUGAUUCUCUUUACUAGUCCCAGAGAUUGAUUCACUAGUUCUUGGAUUGAGUUUAGAGUCUGUUGUCUAAAAAUGACCCAAUUCUUCUCACUUCAAUUCUGGAUUGUUCCAUUUCCUACUAAGCAUUUAAACCCAGUAGUUUCCUCACUAGAUAACUGAACUUUGGCAUUAGCCUACUGGUCGAAUACCAAAGAGCAAAUAUUUUCCCCUAAGGGUCAUGUGUCAGUCAUAGGGAGGGCUAAUGCUGGCAACAGAGGUCUUGUGUAUCAGAAUACCUUAUGUGUACACCCAGGUAUGUUGUGUAGAACUUACUGGUACUCUUUCUGAAGAAGGGUCUUUGAUUCUGCAAUUAGAUAUUUUUAGUGUCCAUGCUUUAAAUUACCUUGGUACCUUGGUAAACCAUAAAAAACCUGAGUCCCCACAUUUCCCCUCAUUGGUUCCUACCACAAAUCCCACAUCAAGAAGAAAGCCAGUUUUGAGGUUAAGAGGGAUUUACUUGCAGCCUUAGGGAGCACAGGAGGUUAUGUUGGUAGAAUGUAUAGGGGGAGCAUCCCCUCCUCAUUCAUCGCCCAGGUUUUCCCACUGUCCUGGAAGACAGUCCUGCCAAGGACAAUUCUACUGUCUUACUAAGUAAUGGAUCAUUUGGAGAUCAAGUCUGUGACUCUUGGGGAGUGCCUUUCUGUAGCGUUUCUUUGUGCGCUUUUGUAACCUGACGCCAUCCUUCCUCUGUGGGUCCUUAUGUUCUGCAUAUUUUGAUGUCAUCACUUGUAGAAUGAAGGUGAAGUAAACCCAGAGAAUAUCCAGUUUAUCUAGCAAUACCUGUACCAAUAGAAAAAUACAGGUCAGUGGGCAUUUGGGAGCUAUACAUGAGACUUCUCUCAUUUGCCAUUUGUUCCAGCAGUAUAUACCAGGUUGUCAGUUCUGCUGGGCUCAUGAGUCUACAGAUAUGGUACCGACAAGCCGCCAGAUGUUCAGCACCUAGUCUGGCCUAAGUGCUGAUGAGAGACCCCAACCAUGGCCCUUGUAGCAGUGUGUAUAACUUUUUGCACCUUGCCUUCAUUCUGUUUUAGUCCAUUUUCCACAUAGUAGUUAUUUACACAUAGUAGUUUUUAACUGCAUUUUAAGAUGCAGUUCCGAUUAUACACGUCUGUGUUAAAAUAGCAGGUUGCUAAUUGUGGACUUAAUGAGGACUUCUGUACAAAUCCAGCCCAUCCAUCAUUUCUGAAGAUCUUUCCUCCUGCACAGUACUUUUUGGCCGCCUUGAACUACUUGCAGUUCCUUGAGAUUUCUGCAGCCUCAUUCCUUUUACAGAUUUCCUGUCACUGAAAUGCCCAUGAUCCUCAUUAAUGCCUGUCCAUCCUUCUUGAAGCUGCACAUGUGUUUGUCACUGUGGUAAUACAGUCAUCAUGUGUCUUGUCUUCUCCAAUAGAAAGCUUCUGGAGACCUAGGACUAUCUUGUUUGUCCAUACAGUUUUAGCAACUGAGGGUGUGAUCUACGAAUGUGGGUGUUCUCAGUGGCCACUUUCUACCACAUAGGGAAGAGUAGUCUGCAAUGAGGGAGAAGGGGGAAGCCUGGAAGCUUGUUCCAGGGCCUGGUUCUUGUCCGACUGCCCUGAUUCACCUCUGCCCUUUUCCUGCCUUGAUUGUUGCAUUCUUUUGUGAGAUAUCCCAAAUACCCUUCUAAUAAAUUCUCAUGCUUGCUUCC
Molecule: messenger RNA, 7140 nt
Organism: Suricata suricatta (meerkat)
Lineage: Eukaryota; Metazoa; Chordata; Mammalia; Carnivora; Herpestidae
Gene: ZNF84
Product: zinc finger protein 84
Exons: 6
Coding region: 1182-3398 (738 amino acids)
Biological process (GO): regulation of DNA-templated transcription
Source: RefSeq, a predicted model, not a curated record